AUGUCCUUUCCACCUCAUAUGCCAAUGAUACCUCCUAUGUCAUUUUUUCCUCCUGGUGCUCCUAUGAUGAUGCCACCUAAUAUGGCUACUCCACCACCAGCAAUACCAACAACAACAACAACUAAUGGUAGUGUUAAGACAGCGGAAAAUGAUAAGAAAAAUCGUUCACAAACACUUACGACAGUGUUCGUAGGUAGUAUUUCUGAUCGAGCACCUGAUGCUAUGAUCAAACGAAUGCUUCAUAAUUGUGGCAGUGUUGUCAAUUGGAAACGAGUACAAGGUGCAAACGGUAAACUUCAAGCAUUUGGCUUUUGUGAAUAUGAAAAUCCUGAAGGUACACUUCGUUGUAUACGUUUACUUAAUGGUUGGCUAAUUCAAGAUAAAAAAUUAGUCGUUAAAGUCGAUGCUAAAACAAAAGCAUUACUUGAUGAAUACAAGAAAAAGAAACGACAUGAAUUAGCAAAAAAAGCAGCCAAAGAUACAACAGCGUUUAAAUUUGUCUAUGAAGAUGAUGAUGAUGAAGAAAAAACAUCGAACAGUAAAGAUAAAAAAUCCGGUGAAGAAGGCGAAAUUGAAGAAGAAGAAGACGAUUAUAUUGAUAGUGAAACUCGUCGAGAAGAUAAUAGCGUAAAACAAUCACUUGAAACAAUUAUGCGUGAAUAUUCACGAGAAAUGAAUCAACGAGCAUUGGAAGCAAAAGAAAUGGCUGCUCGUGAAGCUCAAAUGCCAACAAAUCCAAUGUUAAAUAUGCUACCACCAUCUAUGCCUCAACUACCGAUUCCUUCAAAUACAACGGAUAGUCCUCUACCAGAUACAACAUCAUCGAAUUCAACUAGUCCAGGAACACGACGUGUUGCUGAUCCAGCAGCUACCCUUGAUGAUGAAGAAGGAAAAAGAAGUUUGAUUACAAAUGAAAUUCAAAUGUUUCGUGAUCGUUUUAAAGAUGAAGAAACAAAAAUGCGCAAUACGGAAAAAGAGCGAAAAGAUCGUUAUGAACGGGAACGUAAAAAACGUGCAGCCGCUGAAGAAGCAGCUACUAGUGAAAAUAAUAAAUCUUCUCUAUCACCAUCUUCACGUAAUACACCGCCACCGCCAUCAUCAUCAUCAUCUCGCGAUCGUUCAUCGCCAAAACAUGAUCGAAGUAGUUCGAAUCGGCGUGAUCGCUCAUCACCUAGUGACGAUCGUUAUCGGAGUUCAUCAUCAAGAAAUAAUACAAGUAAUUCUGUUCGUAGUCGUGCAAGUGAUAGACGUAGUUCACCAGUACCACGUUCCGAUCGUCGGUCACCUGCUCCAUUGCCACGUCCAUUUAAUCGUCGUUCAAGAACAAAAUCACCUUUACCAAGAGCACAUACAAAUGAUGAGGAUGACGAUGAAGUUUACGAAAGAAGACGACAAGAAAGAAGAUUAAAUGAAAAAGAACGUCGCUAUCGAGAUCGUUUGAGAGCAUGGGAACAACGUGAAAGAAAAAAACAGAGUGAUCAUGACGACGAAAAAAGUCGUGAAUUAAAACGAUUGCAUGAUGAAGAGACAGAAGGCAAACGUUUAUUGGCAUUUUUUGAAGAAUAUAAUGAUGAAAACGACGAUCUAAAACAUUACAAGGGUACAUCAUUAGCUCGUCGUUUAAAGGAUCGUGAACGUGAAAUUGAAAUUGAUAAUCGUGAUAGACGCAAUGAAAAAGAAGAAAUUGAAGAACUACGGAAAAAAUUAUUACUUCAAAAUAAUAUUGAUGAUAUAGAAUCCGAGAUAAAACGACGUCUAGAAAAAGAAGAAGAAUUAAUACGCAAACGUUUAGCAGAUCUGACACGAGGAACAAGUGAUGAAUCUGCUGAUGAAUCUGAUAAUGAUGAAGAAACAACAAAUAAGCGAAAAUCUACUAAGAUUCCAUCACCUGAACCUGGAAAUACUAGUACUGAGCUUAUGGAUCAAUCAUCACCAGCAAUAGUUUUACCACAAUAUGAAACUAAAGUUAGUCCUCGCCAAACAUCUGCACUUGGUGGUGCGCCUAUUACUGGUACAAAAUUACCAUCAAAACGAAAAUUAGCUGUUAAUGAAGCUUUUCGUGAUGAUCAAGAUGAGGAAAAUACUAACAGCUUUCAGAAAAAGUCUAAACUAUCUGCAAUACUUGAUCAACAAACGACUCCUAUUUCUCAAAGCUCAAGUCAAAUUAAAGAUGAACAAGCUAAUCGAGCAGCAGUAGGAAAACGCACACCUGUAACUCCAACAUCCAAUGUUACUUCAACUCAGUCACAAGAAGAAAAACGUCAAGCUGUACGUAAAUUAAUUGAAAGUAUUCCCACUAAAAAAGAAGACUUAUUCACUUUUCCACUCGAUUGGUCACUUCUCGACACAAAUCUAAUGGAAAAACGUAUUAAACCAUGGGUAACAAAAAAAAUAGUGGAAUAUAUUGGCGAAGAAGAAUUAACAUUAACAGAAUUUAUUUGUUCAUCAAUAAUGUCAAAGAAAAGUGCUGAGACAAUCUUAUAUGAUAUACGCGUUGUACUUGAUGAUGAAGCUGAAGUAUUUGUUGUUAAAAUGUGGCGAUUAAUUGUCUAUGAAAUUGAAGCUAAAAGACAUGGUAUAAACAAAUGA
Molecule: messenger RNA, 2589 nt
Organism: Rotaria socialis
Lineage: Eukaryota; Metazoa; Rotifera; Eurotatoria; Philodinida; Philodinidae
Source: the annotation of a GenBank genome assembly